Molecule: messenger RNA, 1789 nt
Organism: Mesitornis unicolor (brown roatelo)
Lineage: Eukaryota; Metazoa; Chordata; Aves; Mesitornithiformes; Mesitornithidae
Product: golgin subfamily A member 5-like
Exons: 8
Biological process (GO): retrograde transport, vesicle recycling within Golgi; Golgi organization
Cellular component (GO): Golgi cisterna; Golgi membrane
Source: RefSeq, a predicted model, not a curated record
GCAGCAUAUGGUCUUGAAAUUUUAAUUUUGUAGAGUUCACCAACAGACAUCCAUCAUGUCUUGGCUUGCUGAUCUCGCUGGAAAGGCAGAGGAUCUACUCAACAGAGUUGAUCAAGGAGCUGCAUCGGCUCUGAGCAAAAAGGAUGUGGGAAGCAGUGCAGUUUAUGACAAUAAGAAUUUGGACUCUGCCAAUGAAUAUUCUGAAUUGUGCCAGCAUACUGGAGAACUGAAAUAUCAGACAUCAUCCAAAGCAUCCUACAUCUCCUCAGCAGCUGAUAAUAUUAAGCAUCAAAAGGCCACAAUUCUAGCAGGAACAGCAAAUGUUAAACCAGCUCGUAGGAUGUCUUCAGAAGUUCCUUCCCCAGCAGAAAGUGUUUCCACACCCAGAGCCUCCUCACAUUUUGUGAGAAGAAAGAAGUCAGAACCUGAUGAUGAGUUGCUAUUUGAUUUUCUCAACAGUUCGGAGAAAGAGCCUAAUGGAAGGAUGGACUCUAAAAAGGAGAAGAGCAAGGCACCUGUUCUGCAAAAUCACUCUCGGACUUCAAGCAUUAGUUCUGUGUCUACCAGUACACAGAGUGCAAAAACUACUGAAGAUAAUUCCAUCAGAAGCCAAGGCAAUGAAACUCCAGACAGUUCAGAUUCUGGACUGGGAGCACAAGGGGAUGGCAUGAAGGACUCAUCACCAAGUGCAGCAGCUAAUCCUAGCCUUGCAGCUAAUGAUGAUUUGAAAUCACAUGAGCUAUCCAAUCUUCGCCUGGAGAAUCAGCUGCUGCGGAAUGAAGUUCAAUCUUUAAAUCAGGAAAUGGCUUCAUUAAUUCAGAGGUCCAAAGAAACACAAGAAGAAUUGAACAAAUCCCGAGAAAGGGUCGAGAAGUGGAAUGUUGACCAUUCAAAAAGUGACAGGAUGGUUAGAGAACUUCAAGCUCGAGUUGAUGAUCUGACAGAAGCUGUUGGUGCCAAGGACUCACAGCUGGCUGUGCUGAAAGUACGGUUGCAAGAAGCUGAUCAGCUCUUAAGUGCUCGAACAGAAGCUUUGGAAGCAUUGCAGAGUGAAAAAUCACGCAUAAUACAAGACCACAGUGAAGGGAGCAGUUUGCAAAAUCAAGCCCUUCAAACUCUUCAAGAGAGGCUGCGUGAUGCAGACUCCACGCUCAAGCGAGAGCAAGAAAGUUACAAACAAAUGCAGAAUGAGUUUGCGGCUCGUCUAAGUAAAAUGGAAGCAGACCGUCAGAACUUGGCAGAAGGGAUAACUGUAGCAGAAAGAAAGUAUUUAGAUGAAAAGAGGCGAGCUGAUGAGCUUCAACAGCAAGUCAAAGUAACUAAAAACCACCUAGAAUCUGCAAAACAGGAGCUGACAGACUAUAAACAGAAAGCUACUCGCAUACUCCAAUCUAAAGAAAAGUUGAUAAACAGCUUAAAAGAAGGCUCAGGUAUUGAAGGCCUGGAUAGCAAUACUGCAAGCACAAUGGAACUGGAAGAACUGCGACAUGAGCGGGACACUCAGAGAGAAGAAAUACAAAAAUUGAUGGGUCAAAUACAGCAGAUGAGAACAGAGCUGCAGGAUAUGGAGACUCAGCAGGUAAGUGAAGCUGAGUCAGUGAGAGAGCAGCUUCAAGAUCUACAAGAGCAAAUAGCAGCACAUAAAAUGGCCAAGCAAGAAACAGAAGCUGAACUAGAACGGCAAAAACAGGAGCUCCAUUAUACUGAAGAAGAAUUGUAUCGAACAAAGAAUACUUUGCAAAGCAGAAUAAAGGACAGAGAGGAAGAAAUUCAGAAGCUCAGAAAUCAG